AUGUCGGCUUCGCAAUCCUCUUCCCGAAACAACGGAGUCUCGGUCAAUGACAACGUCAUCAAUUUUAUGGACAUUCCCGAAGCAGACCGAAAAAUGUUCCUGAUAGAUCUCGCACAUGGGUUCUUUAACUUGAGUUUAGUCCCCGAACACAUGAAAGAAGGAGUCAUUCGUAGGCUAGAGGUAGCGUUCAACACAAAGGGGAGUACCGUGGAUGAAACAAACGAACAACCCAACACUAUUGAGCUUCCUACAAUCAUAGAUAUAUUCGAGUCAUCUCCAGAAAAGUCUACUACGAGUACUACCCCGUUCUCAAUAAACCAUGGGGUAGAAAAAAUGACUUGGGAGGAACUCCAAAAACGCGGAACAAAAGUGACCAACGAAACUCGUGGUGUCGAUUCUGAACCACUCUCUGGGCAGAAAAAUCACCGUGCUGAGGAGACGACCGUGCCAGUCACCAGUCCCAUCUUAGAUAACUCGAAGGAAACAGAAUUAAAGAUAGCUCGCAAAGAGUUAAUAGAAGCGGACAGGAUUAUCCAGAGACAGGAUAUCAAAAUUGCCCAGCUACUUGAAUGGAAGAACCAAAACAGCUUUCUUGUUGAGAAUAUGGCAAAAGAACAUGCGGCAUCUCUCCAGACAAAAAAUGUGGAGAUCGCCAAUCUCCAGACAUCUUCCCUCGCAGAUCUUGAGACUCUUGACAAAAAACACGAGCCACUAAUCGAAGUUGCAGUUCAGAUACUUGGUCGCAAGAGAGAGCUUUCCAAACCUGGCAAUCUGAGAAACUCACCCCUGAUUGAGGAAGGCAAUUCUGCUGCUCAUGGUGGAAGAUGCUUAGCAGACUUGCAGAGAAUAGAAAUUAAGCCUAUGGAUGGCGACUCAGACUGGUUUGAAAAGGGGUAUGGCGUAACAGACAAAGGUGCUCAGAGGUUCAAGGGGAGUUCUGCGUUUCGAAAACUCAUUAAUAUGCGAUUCGACUUGCGAAAUCUCGAAUACAUCGAUCAGCAGAUUAUAAGCGAGUUUGAGACUACGUUCCAGAAAAUAAAGACGCAGAUCAACGAAAGUCUACCCGCGGAAGGCCAAACUGAUAAAGAUGAUGCAUAUAUCAUGGAGACGCUGCUGUUGAAGGACCCAGUUGUCAAGGCAUUAUUUCAGGAAGUUUGUAGCAAAUGGGUCGCAGCAAUUGAUAAAGAUCAGACCACUCGUAAGGAGAUCAGGAAGGAUCCCAAAGCGAUGUCUUUCGGACGCAGAUCUAACUUCUCUGGAAGAACAAAUCGUUCUAGAUGGAAACAAGGUAGCAGUAUCAUGGGAACUAUCAGUGAGGGCAUGAAGAGUGCAAUAGAGAAGAUUCUCUAG
Molecule: messenger RNA, 1350 nt
Organism: Botrytis deweyae
Lineage: Eukaryota; Fungi; Ascomycota; Leotiomycetes; Helotiales; Sclerotiniaceae
Exons: 3
Coding region: 1-1350 (449 amino acids)
Source: RefSeq, a predicted model, not a curated record